UCCUGAUCUGGAUUAAACCCGCGCAGAUGAGCUUUUAAACGCUCGGUUCGGUUCUGUAUUCGGAGACUUGUUGCUUAUUAAACCGUUGUGGAUUUUGGACUGAGUGAACCAUGGAUCAGGUUGCACAACUCGGACUGGAUUCGAAUCUCUGACGUCACGUGUUUUUUGUGGGGUUUUUUUUUUUUCUUUUCUACGUGUAGAAAACGUUUGAAAGUUUCGGGAUUAAAGUGUUUCUACUCCAGAAUAAGAAUGAGCAGAUAGGAGGCUCGGAAAGAGAAUACCUUUGUCCCAGAUCCCACACGGAGGAAGUUCAGAGUAAAGUGGAUUCUGAUCCGGUUUCGGAGAUGACUCCUCGGCACCAGAUCUGGACUCGGAUCUUCACUGUGGGAUGUUUAUUGUCUCUGAUUGUGUGCAGUCCGAUGGAAACGGUUCCAGAAGAGGACGGGUUCAAUGCUGAGGCAUGGCUUCGUAGGUUUGGCUACCUGUCUCAGGCCAGCAGACAGAUGUCCACCAUGCAGUCAGCUCAGAUUUUGUCCAAAGCCAUCAGUGACAUGCAGCGCUUCUACGGCCUGGAGGUGACGGGUCAGAUGGACGCUGCAACUGUCGCGGCCAUGCGUCGACCUCGCUGUGGUCUCCCAGACAAAAUAGCUGAAGAGGGGGACAGCGGAGUGAGGAAGAAACGCUACACACUCACGGGUCAGCAGUGGGACAAGGACCACAUCACCUACAGCAUAAUAAACCAGCACAUCCCCACCACCCUGGGAGAAGAGCGGACCUAUGAUGCGCUCCGCAAGGCCUUUGAUGUCUGGAGACAGGCCACGCCCCUCACUUUUGAAGAGAAACCUGCUGAGAACACAAACAGUAGCCAUACUGAGCCAGUUGACAUUCUCUUGUUAUUUGCCUCUGGUUUCCAUGGUGAUAUGUCCUUAUUUGAUGGCGAAGGGGGUUCGUUGGCACACGCCUUUUAUCCCGGACCAGGAAUUGGUGGGGAUACACACUUUGACUCAGAUGAACCAUGGACACUGGACAACCAAAAUCCAGCAGGUAUCGACCUCUUCCUGGUUGCAGUCCAUGAGCUUGGUCAUGCUUUGGGAUUGGAGCACUCGGAUAAUCCAAAUGCAAUAAUGGCUCCUUUCUAUCAGUGGAUUCACACUCACAACUUCACCCUGCAUAAGGAUGACGUAAGAGGAAUACAGUAUAUAUAUGGUCCUCCUCUCCUUACUCAUGCUCCUCCCACAUCUGCUCCCUCACAUGAUGAAGAACCCACCAGUGAAUCUCCCAGAUCUUCUUCUCCUAAAUAUGAACCCACACCCUCUUCCUCUACGGACCCACCACCGACUUUCCCGCACCCAACCCCUGGCAAGACGGAUCCUCCACCUCAGCCAGACCCGAGUCCAAGCCCCUCUGUUCCCUCCCCGACAGUCCUUCCGAGUACAACCCCCGUUGACAUGGAGCCUGAGCCUGAACCUGUCACGCCAUUUGUGAAAAAAGAUGUUCCGCCUCCUCCACGGCCCCCCAAACAGCCAGACAACCACCCCCCGAACAUCUGUGAUGGGGACUUUGACAGUGUGACCGUGCUGAGAGGGGAGAUGUUUGUUUUCAAGGGUCGCUGGUUUUGGCGUGUGCGGAGGAAUCGGGUUCUGGAUAACUAUCCCAUGCCGAUAUCUGUCUUCUGGAUCGGUCUGCCCAGUGACAUUGAUGCAGCCUACGAACGCCAUGAUGGAAAAUUUGUCUUCUUUAAAGAUGACAGAUUCUGGGUGUUCAGAGAGGCUGACGUGUUGCCGGGAUACCCGCAGCCUUUACACGAGUACGGACAGGGGGUUCCGGCACACAGAAUCGACACAGCGAUCUGGUGGGAGCCCAAUGGAUACACAUACUUCUUCACAGGAGACAGAUACUGGCGAUACAACGAAGAGACCAGGACUACAGACCCAGACUUCCCCAAACAAAUCAGCAGAUGGGGCAACAUCCCUCCCUCACCCAAAGGAGCCUUCCUCAGUGAUGACAGCGAUUAUACAUAUUUCUACAAAGGCACCAAUUAUUGGAGGUUUGACAACCGCCGGAUAGCGGCGGACAAAGGCUACCCUCGCUCCAUCCUCAAGGACUUCAUGGGCUGUGUGGGGGUCCCUGAGCCGGAUCAGGACAGAGAGGAACCAACAGACAAACCCGUGCACCCUGAAGACAGAGACGGAGACACGCAAGGAGAGCCAGACAUGGACGGAGACGCUGAGGACAAGCAAACCUCGAAGCCAGACAGCACAGGAGACGAGGAGGACAAAGACAAAGAGGUGAACGUAGUUGUGACGGUGGCUGAAAAUGAAUCAAAAGUCAUGACCCUGAUCGUGGUGACAGUCCCGCUGGUGCUGAUCCUGUGCAUCCUCGUUCUGAUUUACGCCAUCCUUCGGACACUGCAGAAUAAAGAGACGCCGAGGGUCUUGGUGCACUGCAAGCGCUCGUUGCAGGACUGGGUCUGAGAUCAGAUACAAAAGCAGUAUUCAUUUUGUAGUUGCAGAUGGCAAAGUUUCAGUUGCGGCCUGGUGGGAAACACAUAUAGAAAAUUGACGAGUUUGUUGCUCAUUUGGACCUUGUUGAUUGUGACGUAAUGCUGUGUACCCGUGCAGGUACGUUUGGGAUGCCUCGCUCUCUGUGUGCCUUCAAGAUGUCUGAAAAAGUCACUCACUUUCAUUUCGGCCUUAUAACAGUGAUCGUAGUAGGACGACUGUUUCCAUUUGUUCUAACUGUAUGUUGUCCUCACAGUGGAGGUUAAUCUUUAGUAUAAACACACAGUCAGUACUGCACAUACACAAGCACAUGUCUGCAUGAUUACCAGCACGUCUUCUAUAUGUCUGAGAUGCCUUUUCCAUUCCUGAAAUAUUUGUGUGUAGCAGAUAAUUUGCACUUUUGAUGUAAAAUUUCUAACUUUGUUGUUGAUUGUUGUUUUGUUGGGCUUAUCCCCCCCCUUCACGCAGCCCUUUUGUGUGAACGUAGUGCAGCAGGUAACUGAAAUAAUCUUUCAGAUGGUGGCACCAAACAUCAAAUUUGGCAUUGAAUAAAUAAAUAAAUACUCCUAAUAGAUACAUCCAUUUCAAAA
Molecule: messenger RNA, 3091 nt
Organism: Thalassophryne amazonica
Lineage: Eukaryota; Metazoa; Chordata; Actinopteri; Batrachoidiformes; Batrachoididae
Product: matrix metalloproteinase-15-like
Exons: 10
Coding region: 345-2474 (709 amino acids)
Biological process (GO): proteolysis; extracellular matrix organization; collagen catabolic process
Cellular component (GO): extracellular matrix
Molecular function (GO): metalloendopeptidase activity; zinc ion binding
Source: RefSeq, a predicted model, not a curated record